This is a messenger RNA of Planococcus citri (citrus mealybug), 2007 nucleotides long. RefSeq lists its product as uncharacterized. Gene Ontology annotation, cellular component: nucleus; mitochondrial inner membrane. The transcript has 6 exons. Bases 233 to 1945 code for a protein of 570 amino acids. Gene Ontology annotation, molecular function: metal ion binding; single-stranded DNA endonuclease activity; RNA endonuclease activity. The record is from RefSeq and is a predicted model, not a curated record. Gene Ontology annotation, biological process: apoptotic DNA fragmentation. NCBI's taxonomy places the organism in Eukaryota, Metazoa, Arthropoda, Insecta, Hemiptera, Pseudococcidae.
UGUUACUACGCUGAAUAAUUUUUCAGAUGUUUAAAACGUCUGUUUCUCAUUAUACCUACCUACGAAUUUUUUCCCCAUAAAAAACCGAACAGGUAAGUAUUACUUCUGAUGAGAAAGAAAAGGUAAGGUGCCUAUAGGCACUCGUAGCUAGAAUUUGUGGCGGAUAUAUAGACAUUGCGGGAGUCUGUUGAAACAGUCUAGACGAAUAUUCAGCACUUGGCAAUUUAUAGAGAUGAAAUACGAAUAUCUGUUCUUCAUUGGUACAUUGCUAUGGAUUAGCAGCAAUUCGCAAGUAGAAUGUUUAUGGGAAAAAAUAUUCGGUCAGUCAUUUACAGAGACGAUUUCCUCUUUCUUUUCAACAGCAUCAAACGCAGAAUUCCCUUCUCUAGUGCUAGCUGUUGAUAAAUCUAUGAAUUGUUUCAUAGCGAAUGUCCCCGUUGUUACUAAUCGAAUGGGCUCGAAUUUCAACAAGUUUUUAUUCGCUUGCCCAGCAGAAACAGAAGCAGAAAGAGCAAUAGAUUAUCGAGAUUCCCCAACAGAGAGAAGUUUAUUCAUUAAGAAAUCUUACGAAAAUCCAAUAAAUAAUAUAAAAGAUAAGAAGAAAGCUCAAGCUCUAGCUCAAGAUAUGAGUGAAUUUGAUAAAAAAGAUUCUCAGUUUAUAGAAUAUUUCUGCGAGAAUCCGAUUAUUCCUUCUAUAAAAUAUGUCUCUUCUGUGAUUGAAAAUGGGUUGGAGAUUGAAUAUCAUCUUGUUGGGUUCAAGGUAUAUGUGAAAGAUCAAAAAGAUUUGAAAGUCGAGGAGUACGGAAAAAAGUUUUUAAAAUUGAGCCAGGACUUCGCAUGGUUCAAUUUAUUAAUCAUUCGAUUUGACCGAAACGGAGGCAAUGUGUUGAGUGUAGCCAGUGAAAUGUACAAUGAUAGAAUGAAUAUUAGCCCGCCAAAAACUGACUCUUCUGCGGAUGACAAGAAUAUAGAAGACAGUUUAUGGGAGAAAUACUUUUAUAAGGAUAAAAAUUACGAAAUCACGUUCACUUACACUGUCGACAAUCAACGAGUAGUUUUAGAAUCAUUAUUCAAUCCAACGCCUAUAUUGAAUACAUAUUUGGAUCCAGCGGAAGAUAGAAAGUUGGUAAAAGUUCAUUUAGCUCCAGUCAACAGUUUUGUGAAUCCCUUGCUGAGACAAGCAUCCAGAACUUACGGAAAUAUUGCGCCAAUGUGGCAUGUUAUCAAAACAAAUGCCUGGUUUAAAGUGGAACAAUACGUACAGCAUUUAGUCCAAGCAGUCUACGGAAUAUACGUUAUAACAGGAACUUACGGAACCUAUACCAUGUUCUGUGGUCAAACAUGCCAAAGAGAAAUUUACCUCGAAGCAAACAAAAACGUAAGAGUGCCUUUAGCAUUCUGGAAAAUCGUAAUGUACACCAAAAAAGCCAAGCAGUUUUACAACAUAUUGAUCGUCACUGUCAAUAACCCAUACGAGUACGUACCGAAUGUCUUGUGUGAAACUAGUCAAUGUGAAGAACUCGGUUGGGGACAUGUCAAACAAAGUAAUUUUGCAAUGGGGCGUACUUCUUGCUGCAAACUCACUGAGGAUAUUUUACGAAAAUUACAAAUUAGCAAUAGUGUGAAAUUGGAACACGAUUUGGAUUUGAAAAGAUUACUUCACUGGGAGAAUGAAAAACUCACCUUGAACGUGGAGAAAUUUACUGAAGAUCAGGCAUCAAAAUCAAUUGAUCGUACAAUACGGGCCGAUAACCCCGAGUAUAGGAAUGAGAAAAUUUCACUCGACAGUGAACUUAGAAGUAAAAAUAAGGAUAAAAACGAUGAAAUAAGUUUCACUGGUGUAGUUUCGACAUUUUGGAAUAGUGUUUCGCCGAUGUUAUAUACGUACUUACCGAAUUUUUCGGGUAAUAAAAAUGGCGAUAUUGAAGUGGAAAAACCGAAAUAAGCCAAAUCCAAUGUUUAAAAACUGACCAAGUCUGUUUUUUUUUGAAUAAGUGUACAUUUUUC